Ostrinia nubilalis (European corn borer) is the source of this 569-nucleotide messenger RNA. RefSeq names its product ADP-ribosylation factor-like protein 16. The record is from RefSeq and is a predicted model, not a curated record. NCBI's taxonomy places the organism in Eukaryota, Metazoa, Arthropoda, Insecta, Lepidoptera, Crambidae. Gene Ontology annotation, molecular function: GTP binding; GTPase activity. The transcript has 3 exons. Bases 6 to 569 code for a protein of 187 amino acids.
GAUUCAUGAUGGAUGACCCAGACAAGAAAAUCAGUGUCCUCUGCCUUGGUCCAAAAGGCGCGGGAAAAACUACGCUGCUGAAAAAGUUGCAAGAUGCCGAAGGAAUAGACAACACAUACAGCCCAGUGCCCACGAUUGGCACAAACAUCUACGACGUACAUUUUUUAAACAAGCACGGCAAAAAGCAGACUCUUUCCAUCAGAGAGGUGGGUGGAGAGAUGGCGCCACUGUGGAGCAACUAUUUAGAUGGUGUAGAAAAGAUAAUAUUUGUAAUGGACACAUCGAACCUCUGUCAAAUCUCUGCAGCUGCAGUUAUGCUCUAUACUUUGCUUGCGGAACCAAGACUGAAGACUGCUAAGUUCAUUCUAGUCCUCAGCAAGAUGGAUGCGGCCUACCGUCAGAUGAGAAACGAGGCAUUGCUCAUGCUACAGUUCACGCGACUAUGCACUGAGCUGAGGCACGCGCCGAAACUGCUGGAAGCGGCGCCGCUUGCAGGUGAAGGCAGCGAGGAGCUCAUGGCACUGCUGCAGGAAGGCAGCCCGCCGCCACCAAAGGCUAUUGUUAUCUAA